Molecule: messenger RNA, 1839 nt
Organism: Aspergillus mulundensis
Lineage: Eukaryota; Fungi; Ascomycota; Eurotiomycetes; Eurotiales; Aspergillaceae
Product: Y-family DNA polymerase
Exons: 2
Coding region: 1-1839 (612 amino acids)
Biological process (GO): error-prone translesion synthesis
Cellular component (GO): nucleus
Molecular function (GO): damaged DNA binding; DNA-directed DNA polymerase activity
Source: RefSeq, a predicted model, not a curated record
AUGGAGGAAGGAAGAGAACUCAGGGGCGAUGUGCCCGUAGACGACGACAAAAAGUCUCCCGGUGUUGACGAAACGCUCAAAUAUCAGCUUCUAGGUCCGUCCUUAACAAAGGCGGGCCAGGACUCCGUUGACCAGCAGAAGGUCUCAGAAAUUAUCUAUAACGCCUCAAAAGGCUCCAAAUUCUUCAAUCAUGAACAAGCCCGUGAUGGUGUCCUUACCGAGAAGAUACAGCGGAUUCUCAAUGAGAAGUCGCGCCUUGAGAGCCUGAAUUUAUCUAUUGAUUUGCGGUUAGCGGAUCAGCUCUUCGCCGAGCUAGAGUCAACCCGAGACCUCUCCCAGUAUGUGGUUCACGUGGAUUGUGAUGCGUUCUUUGCCGCGGUCGAAGAGCUGGAUAGGCCGGAGCUCAAAACCGUCCCCAUGGCGGUUGGAAAGGGUGUUUUGACGACAUGCAACUACGAGGCUCGAAAGUUCGGCUGCCGGAGCGGCAUGGCGUCUUUCGUCGCGAUGAAGCUAUGCCCACAGCUUGUUUGCCUGCCGCAAAACUACGAAAAGUACACGGCGAAAGCUCAAGAAAUCCGCGCCAUAAUUGCUCAAUAUGACCCUCAAUUCGAGAGCGCGAGCAUUGACGAAGCGUACCUGAACAUCACAGCCUACUGCAGCGAAAACCAGCUCGACCCGGAGGAGGCUGUUAAUCGCAUGCGCGCUGUAAUCCUCGAGACGACCAAGAUCUCGGUUUCUGCAGGGAUUGCAGCAAACGCAAAAAUCGCGAAAAUCUGUUCAAAUCGCAAUAAACCAAACGGCCAAUUUCGUGUCCCGAACGAUAGGGAUGCUAUCAUGGACUUUAUGAAGGACCUUCCAAUGCGCAAAGUUAAUGGCGUGGGUAGAGUGUUCGAGCGAGAGCUCGACUCAAUCGGUAUCAAGAAAUGCGGCGACAUCUUUGCGCAGCGUGCCUACUUGGCAAAAUUAUUUGGCGAAAAGGCACUUCACUUUCUCGCCCAAUGCUAUCUGGGAUUGGGCAGGACGAAAAUUCAACCAGCCGAAAGCUACGAGCGUAAAAGUGUGGGCACGGAGAGGACAUUUCAUGAAAUCAGCAAACGAGAAGAGUUCAGAGAAAAGCUCUGGUCUUGCGCUCAAGAGCUGGAGAAGGAUUUGUCCCGAACACAGUUCAUGGGUCGUACCUUGGUCCUCAAGGUCAAGCUGGCUACGUUUGAGGUUUUGACCCGGCAACAUCAACCCAGAAGGGCCGUGUCAUCUGCGAAAGACCUGUUUACAUCUGCCCUUCCAAUGCUAGAGAAACUCGAGAAAGAGAUCCCGAAUAUGAAGCUUCGUCUGCUUGGUAUUCGGUGUACAAAUCUCGUGAGCACCAAGAAAUUCGACAUUGGUUUCUUCGGGGCCGCUGCACGGAGAAAGCCUGCAUCGGAUACGCCUAACGACUUCACCGGGGAUCAAGAAAUCAACGCGGAAGAAGCUUUUGAGAAGGCGGCCCGUGAGGAGCUCCAGGAUGAGAUCCAUGAUUUGGAGAAGCUCAGUCAAGAAACAUCGGAAACUGAAGGCGGCCAAAACGAGAAAAGCCCAACGCCGACCACCACAGAUAAACUGCUGGAUCAACCGGAGUACUGGGAUUGCCCUAUCUGUUCAAUGCCCCAAAUCGCGGAUGACAGGAAGUUCAACGACCAUGUCGACUACUGUCUAUCAAAACAAACGAUAAAAGAGGCGGUCCAGGGCGAUUCGCCACAAUUUCAGCCACAAGCCCAGCCGACACCUGCCAGUUCACGGAAGAGAAAGACCGCUUCUCGAGACAACGUAGACCCCCGGCAGAAACGUCUGUUUUUCAAUUGA